Dibothriocephalus latus is the source of this 432-nucleotide messenger RNA. NCBI's taxonomy places the organism in Eukaryota, Metazoa, Platyhelminthes, Cestoda, Diphyllobothriidea, Diphyllobothriidae. The record is from the annotation of a GenBank genome assembly.
GCCGACUUUGUGAACACUGCUCAGUUGCCCGCAACAUUUGGUCUGAUUACUGGACAGCGUUGCAGACCAGCCAACGAGUGUCCUUCGAACGGUACCCAACAGCUACCGACAGUCGAGGUGCCGGCCGAGGGUCUGGACCUGCCCGGCGUACCGGCCCUCACAACUGAGAAGCGGGAGGAAUUCUUGAAGGCCCUGCGCAAGAGUUUAGAUGUCUUCGUCAACCGCAUGCGCAUCAACAUCUUCCUGGAGCAGCUGCAAGACCAAACGAUGCAACUGCGGGAAGCUCGUGAGGCACUGGAUGCCCUCCGAAAUGAGCAUGCCGAGCAACGACGUCGAGAGGAGGAGGAGGCCCAGCGACUCCGCCAGUUCCAGAUGAUGCAGAAGGUGGAGGCCUUGCGACAGCAGAAGCAGGUACCCCCUUUUCUUUCUUAA